ACUUAUCGCUCCUUCACUCGCUCUCUAUCUCCCUCUCCCCCUCCCGUACAAUAAGGCAACAGCAGCAGCGUCAGGAGGGAGGGGGUGACGUCACGGUCUCUCCGCUCAACAGCAGCUGCAGCUCCGGGGAACGAAACGCGAGGAGGAGCAAUAGAGAGCGGACCCCCAACACUCACCCGUUGUGUCCACGCUCCACCUGCUUCCCCCUUACCAUUCACUGCCUAUUCAUUAUUUACCAUUGCUUUGCCUCAUGCACAGAGAAGCUCCUCAUAAACUACACGUACGACCCCCGAAUAGCCGCUUCCCUCUAUUAUUUGUACCCGACUGCUGCUGCUGCUGCACUAGUCUGACUGCGGGACAUUAACCAUCUGAAUCCCAGUAACCAAGCAGCGCCUCAUACUCACCGGUACUCACUGGUCCCGUCAGCUGCGACAAUCCGCCUUCCCUCCUCCUCCCGACCCCGGGCCGCCAGCGCCUCUGUGACUCUCACCUGCGCCAAUCAUGUGCAUCCGGACUGGCCACCAGUAGUAUGGGCUGCGUCGGGAGCAGGAGCAGCGGGACCGUGGAAGCUCUACGUGUGGAAUGGAGUGAGGGAAGGUGUACUGCUGCACUUUUCCAUGAGAAAGGGUCAUCCUUUGUUCGAAGGUUUAAUCUGCGGGUCCCCACGGACAGCCAGGAGUUCCUGGAGUUACAUGUUGAAGAUACAGGUGAGAUGUUACCCAAGUCUCGAAGAGCACUCACCAUCCAUGAGAUUACAGCCCUGGCACGGUCCUCUCUGCACGGAAUCUCGCAGGUGGUGAAGGAUCAUGUAACCAAGCCCACUGCUAUGGCUCAGGGACGUGUUGCACACUUGAUUGAGUGGAAGGGUUGGAGCAAACCCAUUGACUCUCCAGCUGCUCUGGAGACUCAUUUCAACUCCUACUCACAUCUAAGCGAGGGAGAACAGGAAGCAAGAUUUGCUGCAGGUGUAGCUGAGCAGUUUGCAAUAGCAGAGGCGAAGCUCCGUGCCUGGUCAUCAAUUGACGGUGACGAUUCAACAGAUGAUUCCUAUGAUGAAGACCUCCCUCCUCCCUGUGACCAUUCCCAGCCAUCAGAUUUCCUGACCCCUGUGCAGAAGGAUCUGGUGCCCUCGCGUGUCUGCUGUUGUGACAGUGACUCCUCACGCACUCUGUCCCCUGAGACUUUGUGUUCCAGUCUGUGCAGCCUGGAUGAGGAGCAGCUUCUCUUGGGAUCUCCUUCUCAGUUAGUUGAGGAGCCUUUGCUGACCAAGCCUCAGUCAGUUAUAGGCCCUUACAGUCGUCUCCAAGAUAUGGAGUGUGAAGACUCUUCAUAUUCUAUGUCAUUCUCUGAGACCUGUUUAAGUCCCAGUGAGGAUGAGCUGAUUUCCUUCCCAGCAAUGAGCCAUGGAUCUGGGGUACUCAGCUUGUGCAGAAAGGGGUCAGAUGUAAUGUCUUCAGGGGUUGUUUCCCUGGAAGAAGAGGAAGUUGACCAACCUUGAUCAGUACCCAAAUUGCCACUGUAACUCUUCCCAAUUUCUCUUCCUCCUCUUGCCUCUUUAUUCCAUCCAUUUAUAUUUUUCACAUAUGUUCUUAAAUUCCCCAAACAAAUUAUAGGGCAUUAUCUUUAACUUCUUAGCCUUUCUUUAUCAUUCCAGUUUUUAUUAUUUCAAAUAUACCACUUUCAUUACUUUACUUCUGCCUGCUUUGCUCUACCCUAUUUCUUACACUGUUUUUCUACCUUUACCAUGCUCUUCUCAUUUCCCAUCAACCCUACAUUUGAUUGUUUUAAAUUUUGCAAGCAUUUGGUCUGUUUGCAUGAUUUUGCCAACUGGCACAUAACUGCCUAGGUGGUGGGGUGGGUGGGGACUCUCAGUUGUUCUGUGCAUGUCUUGCACCGUACAUGAUUCUUCUCCAAGUUCCUGACUCGUUUGCCAGUGUGCAGGAUCCUGGCUGGGGUCAGUGGCAGCAUGGCUUGUUCUUGUCAUCCCCUGGUUCUAUAUAUGACUCUUUGGUUCCCUCAUCUGCACCACAACAAAUUCCAGCUGUGAAAAAACAGGAGACAGGGUUUAUUGUGGAUUCUGCAGCCUCAGGAUUGCCACUUUAUUGUCACUGUGAAAUUUCAGUGACACUGGGGAGACCCGACUCCCCACAAACUGUGGGGUCGCAUGUGGUAUGUGGAAUCCCUUCUUUUCUAGCGUUUUGUACGUGUCUAUUUGCUGCUCUUGAAAGGUCUUGUGCGGUAACAUCAACCGUUUGUAAUUCAA
Xenopus laevis (African clawed frog) is the source of this 2263-nucleotide messenger RNA. RefSeq names its product protein FAM131A (gene fam131a.S). NCBI's taxonomy places the organism in Eukaryota, Metazoa, Chordata, Amphibia, Anura, Pipidae. The coding region runs from base 530 to 1498 and encodes 322 amino acids. The record is from RefSeq and is a predicted model, not a curated record. The transcript has 6 exons.